GGAUUAUGAUUUGCACAAAAAUUAAUCAACCAAUUGACGACGACCUGUCGUUUUACCCUCACCAGCUUCUUUAGUAGUCUCCCCUCCGCUCCAGUGAGUGGUGCUAGGGUGUUGUCUCCUCCUUCAAUGGAGGAGAAGAUUUGCAGCGAGUUGAAACUCACUAAGUUAAGGCAACAAAGCUUCAACCGAAGUCUCAAUGAAAUUCACGAGCAAGCCUCUUCCAUUCUCUCACUCACUCUUCAAUGGAAAAAUAUCGAAACUCACUUCGAGUCCACUUUCAAUUCCAUCGAAGACUCUGCCAAAGCGCUUCGCACAAAGGAACGGCAACUGGAGGAGAGAGAGAAGGAAUUUGAAUCGAAGGAGAAGGAGUUUGAGGAACGGUGCGAAGAGUUUAUUAAGUUGAGAGAUGCGGAGGUUGAGGAGCAUUAUAAAGAGAUUGAGUUGAAGGAGAAGGAUUUUGAGGAACGGCGUAGAGAGGUAGACUCGGAGAGGAAGCGGUUGGAGGUGAGGCCGAAGGAAGUCGAAGAGAGGGAGGAGUUGGUGAGAGAGAAGUUUGUUGAAGAGAUUGAGUUGAAGGAGAAGGAAAUCGAGGAAAGGCGAAAGGAAAUUGAAGUGGAGAGGAAGAAGCUUGUCGAAGAGUUUGAGUUGAAGGAGAAGCAACUGAAUGAAGGGCGCAGGGAAGUUGCAUGGGUGAAGUCGAAGGUUGGGGAACAACUUAAGGAGUGUGAAUUGAAGGAGAGACGGCUUGAGGAUAGGGCUUUGGAGAUUGAAUUGGUGAGGAAGAGAAAUGUGGAGUUUCUUGAAGAGCUUAAAUUGAAGCAAAAGGAAGUUGAAUCGGAGGAGAUGAAAAGCAAGAAGUUUAUAGAGGAGUUUGAAUUGAAAGAGAAACAAUUUGAUGAAAGGUGCAAGGAAGUUGAAUCGGAGAGAAAGAAGUUAGUUGAAAAGCUUGAAUUGAAGGAGAAGCAACUUCUGGAGCAGCAGAAAGAAGUUGAAUUGGAAAACAAGAAAAUUAAUAAGUUUUUUGAAGAGCUUGAAUUGAAGGAGAAGCAACUUCUGGAGCAGCAGAAAGAAGUUCAAUUGGAAAACAAGAAAAUUAAGAAGCUUUUUGAAGAGCUUGAGUCGAAGGAGAAGCUAGUUGAAGAUAGGCGCCUGGUAGCUGAAUUGGGGAAUAAAAAGUUUGUUGAAGAGGUUGAAUUGAAGGAAAAGCAACUUGAAGAGCGGUGUACGGUAGUUGAGUCGGAAAAGAAGAAACUUGAGGAACAUUCCAAGGAGAUUGAACUGAAGGAGAAACAUCUUGAAGAGCAGUUGAAAGAAGUUGAAUUGGCAAACAAGAGGUUUUUCGAACAAGCUAAAGAGCUUGAGUUGAAGGAGAAGCACCUCCUGGAGGGGUUUAAGGAACUUGAAAUGGAAAUUUUGGUUAAGUUGAAAGAAGAGAACUCUAAGGAGUGGAGAAGAGAGCUUGAGUUGAAAGAGAUAAAUUUUGGGCAGCAAGUUAGAGAAAGGUAUGAUGAAAUUGAGUUGAAGGAGAAGAAAGUGGAGGAAGAGUUUAGAGAAGUUGCAUUGAGAGAAGAGAGGGUGGAGAAGAGAUUUAGAGAAGUUGAAGAGAAGGAGAGGAGGGUUAGAGAGCUGUUUAAGGAAGUUAGGGUGAAAGAUGACGAGUUUAGGGAACGGAGAAAAGGGGUUGAGUUGAAAGGUAGGGAGGUUGAGGAGAGGAUUAAAGAGAUUGGAUUCAAAGAUAGGAAGGUUGGGGAGAGGCUUAAAGAGGUUGGAUUGAAAGAUAGGAAGGUUGAGGAGAGGCUUAAAGAGGUUGCAUUGAUGGAGAAGAAUGUUGGCAAAAGGAGCGAGGAAGUUGAAUUGAAUAGGAGGAAAUUAGAGGAAGGAUUUAGAAAACUUGAGUUGAAAAGCAGGGAGGUUGAGGAGAUAAUUAAAGGGGUUGAGUUGAAGGAGAAGAUAUUGGAGGAACGGUAUAGGAGGUUUGAUUUGAAAGGGAAGCAAAUUGAAGAGGUUCAGUUGAAGGAGAAGGAACUAGAAGAGAGGUUACGGGAAGUUGAAAUGGAAAAUAAGAAGUGCUUGGAGCGAAUGAAGGAGUUUGAGUUGAAGGAGAAACAAGUUGCUGAUGCUUGUAAUGCCCGUGUGAAGUCGGAGACAGUAGAUUAUUCUAUGGAUGCUAACCUACAUUUUUCAGUGAAAAUGGAUGGAAAGGCAUUGCAAAUUUUAUUAAAUAAGCGUUGUAAACAUGAUGAGGAGAUGAAGAAUGAGGUAUCUAUUGCUUUGGGGCUCUCCUCGGAUCCUGCAAAGCUGGUUUUGGAUGCAAUGGAAGGGUUUUACCCACCCCAUUUGAGGGAGGGUGAUGUGGAGUUCAAAGAGGUGGUUGUCAAAAGAAGUUGCAAUCUUUUGCUUGAGCAAUUAACGAAAAUAUCCCCAACAAUCAAACCCGAUGUGAGAAAAGAAGCAACGAAACUUGCCUUUCUUUGGAUGACAAAGAUGACAGUGGAUGAUCAGCACAAUUUAGAUGUUGUGGGAUUUUUUUAUCUGUUGGCUGCUUAUGGACUGGCCUCUGCUUUUGAUUCAGAUGAGCUCAUAAGUCGUUUGGUGAUUAUUGCUCGAAAUAGGCAGAUUCCUGAAUUCUUGCGUGUCCUUGAACUAGGAGAUAAAAUUCCUGGUUUUAUUGAAAAUCUUAUCGUGAAGAAACAGCAAAUGGAAGCUAUCAGAUUCAUUUGUGCAUUUGAGAUGGUUAAUCGGUUCCCACCCGGACCUAUCUUGAGGGAUUACUUAAGUGGUUCCAAGAUUGCAGCCAAAAAAAUUAGGAGGAGCAAUUCAAUUGAAGGACUGGUUGAGUCUGUAAACAGAAGAGUAGCUGACCUAAUGGUUGUACUGAAAUGCGUUGAAGAUUACAAGCUUGAAACUGUAUUCUCACCAAAUACCCUCAAGCAACAAAUAAAAGAUGUCGAAAGACAACUUUCAAUUAGUGAAACAAAGUUACCAAACCUGGGCAGCAAUUCUGCUCAGCCUAAUCUGAGUGAGAAGAAACGUUUGUCCCCAAAAGCUGCUGCUUCUGCCUCUGUCCUUGCAUCCAAAUCUGUCUCUGCCACUAAACCUGCUCUCAAUUCCACGAUGGCUGCCUGUACUGCUACCUCAACUGCUCCCAUCACAGUCACCUCCUACAUUGCUUACCCAGUCACAGUCACCUCUCUUGCCCCAAUGGCUGCCUUUAUUUCUAAUCCAGUCGUCCCUAUCAUUGUUACUUCUCCCUCCACAACAGCUGCAGCCGCUGUUACCCCAAUAGCAGUUGCCUCUCCCGCCUCUACUGCAUCCAUUACUGCCUCCAUUACCCGAAGUACAGUUGUCUCCCCCUCCUCAAGCAGUGCAUCACCUUCUGGCUCAAUCCCCAAGACGGAACCAAAAUACCAGGGCUGUCUAGCACAGUACCAGGGCAGAAAUAAACGCUGCCAAGCACAGUACCAGGGCCGUGAUAAGUACCCGCACCCACAAGAACAACACCAGAGUGGAAAUAAGCGCCCUCGGAUUGCUGAAUCAUCAGAGGUUCCUCUAAGAGCACCAUUACUUAAAAACACUAGCAUUGCACACCUGGUGCCUGUCCCUCAUCUGCGAGCAGAAGGUCCUUUUAUAAAUCAAAGUGCACCAUAGUUGAACCCAUCUGGCGGACACUACAAUUGUGCUGGUUAUCGCCCACCAAACCCACAGAUGAGCUCCCAUUAUAAUUAUGGAUAUCCAUAUUAUCAUUAGAACACAUUUGGAAAACCUGGCUUUGACAGUGCUGUCCCCUUUCAGCGGCCAUAGUAUGUUUACGGGAAACUCUUGAUGACAUGGGGCUGGUUAAAGUGGGUGGAGAAUUUCUUAAAAUCAUCACGGUAGUCAACAAACAGCUGAGUAAAGCUUGAAGCAAAUUAGCAAUUUAGUGACAGUUCCUUUUGGUAUUCUAGUAGCUUAUAGCUAGUUAACCUUAUAUUCUAGGACUUUGAUGCCUUUGCUCAAAGAUUCCAACGUGCCAAGAAGAUUAAACUUUUUGCAGGUGUGGUUCCACGUAAUGUUAAUUGUUAUUUUUUGCCUUGUAUUGUAGUCUUAUCUGCUGCACAGCUUGGUGUAUAUAAUCGACUUAAUGGUCUGGUUACCUUGGAGAUCUGGGAUAACAAAUGCAAGAGCCUGUCUUUUCUUGCUA
Molecule: messenger RNA, 4180 nt
Organism: Populus nigra (black poplar)
Lineage: Eukaryota; Viridiplantae; Streptophyta; Magnoliopsida; Malpighiales; Salicaceae
Product: FRIGIDA-like protein 5
Exons: 3
Coding region: 127-3648 (1173 amino acids)
Source: RefSeq, a predicted model, not a curated record